Gigantopelta aegis is the source of this 6513-nucleotide messenger RNA. Its product is annotated as interaptin-like. NCBI's taxonomy places the organism in Eukaryota, Metazoa, Mollusca, Gastropoda, Neomphalida, Peltospiridae. The record is from RefSeq and is a predicted model, not a curated record. The transcript is spliced from 21 exons. Bases 1 to 6513 code for a protein of 2170 amino acids.
AUGGAACUGCUAAUGAAUAUAAUGAAAGACAGGAUACAGGAACUUGAGAAUACAUUAAAGGAAAGAGAUGAAAAACUGAAUACCACAUCUGGGCAGAACAAGAUGGCUGUGAAGGUUAUACAAGGGCUGCAGAGCAAGAAUGAUGAAGUGAAUGAAAAGCUGAAGGAAGUGCAGGGUGAAGCAGACAGGUUGAGGGAGGACGUUCACAAGCUGAAUGUUGAGAAACACGAGGUGGAGGGGCGUGGCCGGGACGAGCUUGCGGUCAGAGACGAUAAGAUCAGCCAACUUACUCAGACUGUGCACGACCACGAACAGAGGCUGGAGAAUCUGAUGCGAAGCCUGGGUAAAAAAGAUGGUGAACUUGGAAACUUCAGACAGCUGCUUGCUCAGGCACAGGAUGCCCUCAGACAGAGUGAGGUGGCUGUUGAGAUUCUUCAGGAUGAGUUGAUGAAGGAGAAACGCCAGGCUGAAGAAGGCGUGGAGAAACAAGCCGCACAUUACAAGAAUCUGUUGUCCGACGUGGAGACUCAGGUGAAGAACAAAGACGUCUUGCUACAACAGAUGACCGACCGGCUGGACGCGAAGGACAGGCAGCUUCAGGACUGCAUGGACUUCAUCCAGGCAGAUAAAAAAGACAAGAACUCCACACUAGACAACCUGCUGAAGAAGAUGGAGGAACGACUGAAGAAGAAGGAUGAAGAGAUUGAGUAUUUAGGAAACGAAAAUGAUGAAAAGAAUGAAAUUAUCAAAGAAUUGAACAAAAAACUACAGGCCUUCCAAAGAGCUUUGAAGUUUCAGCCUGGCCAGCACGGGGAUGUCCCGGAUGACAUACUGCACGACAUGAACAGGCUGAAGAGGGAGUUAGCUCAACUGAGGGAACAACAGAAUAACAAACCUGUGUAUGGUGACAGUGCAGCCAAUAUGGUUCCAGAGUUGUUCAAGUUACUUGAAGAACAGUUGAAGGAAAUGCAUUACCUGAGCGAGUCACUGAAACAGGAACAUCAGAUUUUCAUCACCUUGAACGCCAGAGGCGAAGACGGAGACAAGAGUGGUGUGCCGGCGGACCGUGCGGCCACGUUUCACACAGAGCUCGGAGCUGUACAGAGUCUGAGGGAGCAGCUGCAGGACACUGUGCUGCGCAACAACAGCCUGUGGCAGCAGCUACACCACCACGUCAACACAUCGGCCGCCGCAACACAUGGGGACACACACUUAGAUGAAGAUUUUGUGAGACCGAACAGAAAUCAGUCCCCAGGUGUGUUUAACAAAGCUGUUGCAACGAGCCCACGUCGUCAUAGAGACAGUGAUAACGGGAAAUACAUUUCUUCUCGGACAUCACCAGUUGCUCGCACACGGUCAGAAAUUCACACACAGACAUCUCCAGUUGGUUGGACCCAAUCAGAAAUUCAUAAACAGAAAUUGCCAGUUGGUCACACAAGGUCAGAAAUUCACACACAGACAUCACCAGUUGGUCACACAAAGUCAGAAAUUCACACACAGACGUCACCAGUUGGUCACACAUGGUCAGAAAUUCACACAGAGACGUCACCAGUUGGUCACACACGGUCAGAAAUUCACAUACAGACGUCACCACUUGAUCGUACAAGGUCAGACAUUGACACACAGACGUCACCAAGGAUACAGCUUUAUACAUCAUCUGAAGCAUCUCUGUCUCAGAGUGGAAGAGGUCACGAUGGGCCUUCACACAGAAGAGACCAGAGUGGAAUGGUUCCUCAGGACUCUCCUGCACACCAGAGAGACAGACCUCUGCUAGAACCACAUCCAGGUUUUUUCAAUGUGGCAGAAACGUUUGUCUUGGAACACAGGGAAAGUGCUAUACUGGACACUGAAGCGAUAGCUGGCAUGACAUCAACGAUGCUGCGUAAACUGGUCUCCCAGCUCCAGGACGAUCUGUUGUCUGCCCUCAAACAGAACCACCAGCUGCAACAGCAUGUGUUGAGCACGCACGUGGAAGCAGGAAACAUUCCAGGGAACAGGGAGCAUCAUGAGUUGAGCAUGCACGUGGAAACAGAUGUUACCAGGGACAGGGAGCAUCACAUGCAUACAGGAGACAUUCCCGAGAACGGGAAUCCGUCUGUGAUGGACCUGCAUCACCUGAAGGAGGAGGUGAGUGAGCUGAGACGGUUCCUCGAUGGGAAGGUGGAGGAGAACCACGUGCUGCGUGAACACCUGGCACUCGACCCCGACAAGCAGCUCGACUACGCGGCCCUGCUCAGCGUGCAUGACCUGCAGAACGAACUGGUCAAGGUACACUCACAGCUCAACGAUGUUCUCAGUCUUAACGAGUCCUUGAAGAAACAGAUAAAUACGAUUACCAUGGACAGUUACACAUCAGGUCUUAAUGCAGAAACGAUGGUGGACCUGGCAGGUGGAAUUGAAAUUCUCAGGUCUAGACCAGGGGAAUCCGGUGAUACAGUGUGUCGUGAAGAAGGGUUAGGUCUGCAUAGAGAAGCUGUAAUGCAAGAUGCUUCAGUUCAGGCAUCUCCAUCUGUGUUCUCCAUUCCCAGACUGAGACUGACGCAUUCUUGUGAUGAAGUGGACACUACAUUACAGAGCAGUGACGACACUGUUUCUAGUCAGUCUGUGAAACCAAGCCGGAUUCCACGCUUGAGAGGCCAGUCCAGUGAUACGACCGCCCACCCAGUAACCUCCUUGCUGUCACACGAACACCACCCACUGAUCGUGGAGCGUCGGCUACACGACCAGCUCAACCAGCUCACGGCCAAACUGGCGGCCACGGAGGAGACGGUGCAUUACCAGACACAGAAGAUGAAACAUUACAGGAAACUUCUUCAAGAGGCUGGCCUGGGACUGCUCGAUUCCAGGUCCCAGAGUGAACUCUGUCUCAACAAGUCUGCACCAAAGUCAUUCCACGCUUCAUUCGAGUGUUUGUAUCCAUCGAAACCGGGUGACAAAUCUGGAGUGUCUAUGACAGCGAGUGGGAGUGGCUUGACUAACUCGCUAUCCCCACCACGAGAUUUCUCUAUAAAGCGAACAUUCUCUCACGACAACAUCGCUGAGGCGUGUUGCACACCAGAAGACGGUGUCCGGCAGAAGAUAAAGAAUCUGGAGGAACAGCUUGAGCUGAGUAAAUAUGAAAACCUGGAACUGCAGGAGAAACUCAACGAGUUCCAGCAGUCGGCCAGUGUCAGGUCAAAAGAGAGAGAGAAUGUCGAGGUGAUGUCACUGGAGAGAAAGAACGCACUGGAGAGAGGGAACAUUGAGCUGACAUCACAGGAGAGAGAGCACUUUGAGCUGAUGUCACAGGAGAGAGAGGCUGCCGAGCUGACGUCACUGAGGAAUGAGCUGGUGGACUCUGAGAAGGCCAACGCGAUGCUGAGGCAGCAGCUGGAGGAAGUGAACACCUUCCUGUCCGAGAUCGUCCAGCUGAACUCGGACGAAGAUGAUCGCCACUUGUCCGGCACUAACAGCAUCCAGGAGUACCUCGACCAGAGUGUGGACUUCCUACAACACGCAGCCUCACACAGCUUCACCUCGGCUCUCCACGACAAGUACUGUAAAGCUCUUCAGCAGAUUCACCAGCUCAAAGAUCAGCAAAGACACAAUCAACAGCAGCCUAAAAAAGAGGGUGAGCAAACGACGAAGGCCGGGCGUGGAGAGGGUGCGUCGCUGGCCCUGACGAGACAAGUCGGUUACAAGGGACAGAUGGGCUCGGACACAGACUCCCUAAGGUCAACCAGUCCAUCGGACGGGCGACCCAAACAGUCUUCUGUUGGCAACCACCAUUCACUGACCUUGACACGUGCUGUGGCAGCGCGAGAAAACCGUAGUGCAGAGUCGGACAUAAUCAUGGUGUACAAGCAGACGGAUGAAAACUACGGCCGGCCCGUGACGUCUCUGAUUGCUGACUGCUCCAUGGAACAGAUGAGGCACCGCGCGGUGAGCGGCAAUUCAACAGUUGAAUCUCGCCACCUGACCAGCAGUCUGAGCGCCCUCGACAACAUGAGACAGAGGUACAACAGUGGAUUGCUGGACGGCGGUCACUCUCCGUCAUCCAGGUACAUUGUCCACUCGGAGAAAGACAGCGUGCUGUCAGUCUCCAAUCACAUCUCUACCAAUGGUGACAGUGACAGCGCCGUGUUGCCGGGGAUGGCAGUGCUCGGCAACACAAAUGGGAGUGUUCUAGGCGGGGACAGCAGUAGACUGUACUCCAGUCACUACAACAGCAAGUUUGAUUUCUCUCAGCUGUACGACACGACUCUGAAUGCUCUAGACAAGCGCCACGAUGAUGCGGGAGAUGUAGCAGACAGCGUUGGCAGCCGGUCGCUAACGGACCUGCUCAGUGACGUGUCGAGUUCUCAGACCAGACUCUCAGAGGUGAAAGAUCCACAGUCGAAUUCACAGGAGAUGGUCAGACAGUUGAAGUCGAGACUGCGUGCGGUGGACAACAUGAACCGCACUCUGAGAGACGAACUCAGUAUUUACGAGACGUUGUGCACAUCUGCAGGCCUCGACAAAUCGUGUGGUGCCGUGGUUCCGUCGGGCAAUUCUACGGGAAACGACACGCUCAAUCUGAAGGAACAUCUGGCCGAGAUUCGAGCCCUGCGACUCAAAUUGGAGAAGAGCUUGCUAGACAAUGAGAAACUGAACGAACAACUGAUGAUGCAGCAGCAAUCCGUCGUGGUUCACUACGAGUGUGAGUUGAGACUGAGGAAGCUACAGGAGAUUAUCGCCGGUCUGCAGGGUGAGCUAUCGCGCAAAGACGGCUCGUGCAGCGCGUACCACAGCCAGUGUGAGAUCAAACUGAGCGACCUGCAGGACACCAUUGACAGACUGCAUACCGAGCGCAUGGAGAGGGAGAAUGCGGUUAAGCAGAGGGAGAAUGAGGUCAGUCAGAGGGAGAACGAGGUCAGACUCUGGGAGGACAAUGUUAGACCGAGGGACAAUGUUUACAGUCAGAGAGAGAAUGUGUACAGUCAGAGGGAGAAAUUGUACAGUCAGAGGGAGAACGCGGUCAGACAAAGGGAGAAUGAAGUCAGUCAGAUGAAAAAUGUGUACAGUCAGAGGGAGAAAAAACAGGAGGACAGGAUACGUGAGUUGGAAGACAGUCUGAAAACCCUGCACAACGAACUGUCUGAGAGAGACACAUUGUCAAGUGUGAACCAGAAACAGGAGGUCAGGAUACAUGAGUUGGAGGACAGCCUGAAAACCCUGCACAACGCACUGUCUGACAGAGACAUGUUGUCAAGUGUGAACCAGAAACAGGAGGUCAGGAUACGUGAGUUGGAGGACAGCCUGAAAAGCCUACGCAGCGAACUGUCUGAGAGAGACACAUUGUCAAGUGUGAACCAGAAACAGGAGGUCAGGAUACGUGAGUUGGAAGACAGUCUGAAAACCCUGCACAACGCACUGUCUGACAGAGACAUGUUGUCAAGUGUGAACCAGAAACAGGAGGUCAGGAUACGUGAGUUGGAGGACAGCCUGAAAAGCCUACGCAGCGAACUGUCUGAGAGAGACACAUUGUCGCGCGUGAACCAGAAACAGUACGAGGCGACCAUCAGUGAGCUGCAGGGUUGUGUGAAGACGCUGCAGGAAGAAUUGGUCAGGAAGGACGAGGCCGUGAAUGUGUUCAAGAAGCAGACAGACUCGAAGCUAAGCGAGCAGCAGACGUGUAUCCGAUCACUGCAGAGUGAGCUGGCACAGCGGGAAAAGGUGAUCACAGAGAAACACACUCUGAUCACAGAGAAGGAGAAGAUCAUUCGCGAGUCGACCGUGUGCCUGGAGAGACACGAGCGGGAGCGGAGCGAGAAAGCGAGUGAGGUGGCCAGCAGAGAGAAGCUGGUCCGCGAUCUGGAACAGAAGUGUCACAAACUGGAACUACAUCUGAAGAAAGCCACUAAAGAAAUCAAAAGACUCCAGGCCGAUACACAUGGCCUUGUAGAACAAGUGGCCGAGAAGAGCAAACUGAACAAAUCUCUCAAGUUGGAGCUGUCCGUUCAUGAACGCCUCCAGACUACCAGCACUAGUGAAGACGAUAACAAGUCUCUAAUUCGAGAACUGCUGACUGAGCUUCGUCACUUGAGAGUUCAGCUGGAGAAGGCGAUUGACACCAACAACAACCUGAGGCGGACCGUGGAGAGUUUGUUAAAACAGCAGGCCGACCAGAACCGGAUGGGCAGCACCAGAAACGACAGUCCAACCGGAUCACUUACGACUGAUGCGACAGACGGGCGACCCAGUCCUGACCCGCACCACUCGCAGUCUAGGAAACAGUCGAGGAGGGAAACUCACACAACACUGUCUACCACAAGUGAACAUCAGUCCGAGGUGUUACCUAGAAACCGCAUUCUCUCUGUGACAAGUGAACAUCGAUCCGAGACGUCGCCCAGCAACCACAUUAUCUCUGACGAUGGAGCUGUGUCUGAUGUGUCCGAGUGUGCCAGCAGUGAUAUUGCACGUCACUAUUCCAUAUCUCACCAUCAGCCGGCCACAACCUUGCCACUCACCGCCUCACAAAAACAGGCUUUGUAA